UCUCCAGGGCCGGAGGCCGGAUGGCGCCGGGCGACGCCAGUUGCAGGAUUAGCGGGGCUCGGGCCCGGCUCCCGGGUCUUCUGAGGCGCGGGAGGCGGCCACGGCCUGUCCGAGGUCUUUGGCUUCCGCCUCGGCGUCUUUCUCUGUCUGCCUCCGUCCGCCUCACGCCUGGGCGGGGCUCCCCACUCUUCGGGCGGCGGGGGCCGUGCUGCCGUGCACGUGGCGGAGCCGGGAGCGCGCGGCGCCUCGACUCGCUUGCGCACGGCCCGGUGGCGAGCGGAGCUGGUUCCUCGCGGCUGGAGGGACGGGCGGUCGCGCGCCUGAGGCUGCUGCCGGUGCUCUUCCAGCGGCGGCAUCCUGUGACUAGCAGAAAGGAAUGGCAACUCCUCCUUCUCUUCGCCGCCCCUCCUGAGAUCCAGGGACCCUACAGGAACUUGCAGAGGAGGUUAUGGUGCUCUCACUUUGCCCUCUGAGCCCCAAGGAGAAGGAGAAAGGCUAACGAGGAGGGUACUUGCAGUCGCUUGUUGUCAUCUGCCCAGCCAGCCAUGAGCCGCUCAAAAGUUGCCUCCGACCUCCACCAUGUGGUUGCCACGGCCUUUGAGGGGCCGGAGCAGGAUGGCCUGGGCCCUGCGUCGCCCACGUUUGGGGUGCAGGAGGAGGAGGAGAAGGACCUGAGUAAGGCGCUGCGAGUGGAGCGUUUUGAGGAGAUUCUGCAGGACUCGCACCCGCGCAGCGUGGAAGAGGCUGGCCGGAGCUACAGCGAGGAGGACUUUGAGUACCAUCGCCAGUCAUCCCGCCACAUUCACCACCCGCUUUCCAGCCACCUCCCCUCUGAUGCCCGGCGGAAGAAGGCAGGUGCCAAGAAGGUGCAGAAGCAGCUGCGGCCUCGACCCUCCGUCCCGGGGGAGACGCCGACCAUCGAAGAGGAGGAGGAGGAGGAGGAGGAGGAGGAGGACGGGGAGGAGGAGGAGGAUGGGGAGCGCGACACUGAGGUGGAGCAAGCCCCACCCAAGGACGUGCUGCACAGUGGCUCUCCGGAGGGUGUGCAGUUCUUCUUGCAUGAGGAUGAGGCCACGGACCGGCGGACAGAGGGGCCGACAUCCUCAGUGCUGCCCCUCAGCUCCCCACCUUCCAAGGGGGAAAAAGCAAGCAACGCAGAAGCCAAGGAGCCGGCUGGCGAUGGCACAGAGGGGCCCAGCAUGGCAGAGGGGGACUCCUCCGGGAGGGCACUCUCCAAGUUGCAGCCUGGGCACCGCAGCUACAACCUCAAUGAGCGCCGGCGGAUUGGCAGCAUGACAGGCAUUGAGCAGGCCUGCUACCAGAAGGUGCCCACGGAUGAGUCAGAGGCCCAGACUCUGGCCUCGGCGGAUCUGGACUACAUGAAAAGCCAUAGGUUUGAGGAUGUGCCGGGAUUCCGCAGGCAUCUCGUUCGGAAGAGCUCCAAGGGGCAAGUGGUACACAUCGGCAAAGACCGCAAGGAGCCCAGUGCCCGACAACGCAAGCAGGACCGGCAGCCCCACGAGGUGUUUGUGGAGCUGAACGAGCUGAUUGUGGACAAGAACCAGGAGAUGCAAUGGAAAGAGACAGCUCGCUGGAUCAAGUUUGAGGAGGACGUGGAGGAGGAGACAGACCGCUGGGGCAAGCCACACGUGGCCUCGCUGUCCUUCCGCAGCUUGCUGGAGCUACGCAGGACCUUGUCCCACGGGGCUGUCCUCCUCGACCUGGACCAGAAGACUCUGCCAGGGGUGGCACAUCAGGUGGUGGAGCAAAUGAUCAUUUCUGACCAGAUCCGGGCCGAGGACCGGGCCAACGUGUUGCGGGCCUUGCUGCUGAAGCACAGCCACCCCUCAGACGAGAAGGAGUUCUCCUUCCCCCGCAACAUCUCUGCCGGCUCUUUGGGCUCCCUGCUGGGCCACCACCACAGCGCCAACCACGUCGGGGAGGGGGCAGAGCCCACGGUGACCGAUCCGCUCAUUGGGGGCCAUGCUGGGGAGCAUGAGACCAGGGUGGACAUCGAGAAGGAGCGGGAAGUCGUUUCCCCCACGCUCCCGGGCGCCAUCACACGGUCGAAGUCGAAGCACGAGCUGAAGCUGCUGGAGAAGAUCCCAGACAACGCGGAGGCCACUGUGGUGCUUGUGGGCAGCGUAGAGUUCCUGGACCAGCCCACCAUGGCGUUUGUGCGGCUGCAGGAGGCCGCCCAGCUGGAUGCCGUCCUGGAGGUGCCCAUCCCGGUCCGUUUCCUCUUUGUGCUGCUGGGCCCAAGCAGCGCCAACAUGGACUACCACGAGAUCGGGCGCUCCAUCUCCACCCUCAUGUCUGACAAGCAAUUCCACGAGGCUGCCUACCUGGCCGACGACCGGCACGACCUGCUUAACGCCAUCAAUGAGUUCCUGGACUGCAGCGUGGUCCUGCCGCCAUCAGAGGUGCAGGGCGAGGAGCUGCUGCGAAGCGUGGCCCACUUCCAGCGCGAGAUGCUGCGGCGCAGAGAGGAGCAGGAGCGGCGCCUCCUUCUGGGGGCGGCCCUGGAGCCCAAGUCCCCAGAGGAGAAAGCACUGCUAAAACUGAAGGUGGAGGAGGAGGAGGCUGACCCCCUCCAGCGCACGGGCCGCCCUUUCGGGGGGCUGGUCAAGGAUGUCUGUCGGCGUUACCCCAAAUACCUCAGCGACUUCCGGGAUGCGCUGGACCCGCAGUGUGUGGCUGCUGUGAUUUUCAUCUACUUUGCCGCCCUGUCACCUGCCAUCACCUUUGGAGGGCUGCUGGGUGAGAAGACCCAGGGGCUGAUCGGGGUCUCGGAGCUGAUCAUCUCCACCUCGGUCCAGGGCAUCUUCUUCUGCCUGCUGGGUGCUCAGCCACUCCUUGUCAUCGGCUUCUCGGGGCCCCUCCUCGUUUUUGAGGAGGCCUUUUUCUUAUUCUGCACAUCCCAGGGCCUGGAUUACCUUGUGGGCCGCGUCUGGAUUGGCUUCUGGCUCGUCCUGAUUGUGCUGAUCAUGGUGGCCUUCGAGGGCAGCUUCCUGGUCCGCUUCGUCUCCCGCUUCACCCAGGAGAUCUUUGCCUUCCUCAUCUCCCUCAUCUUCAUCUACGAGACUUUCUACAAGCUGGUCAAGAUCUUCCAAGAGCACCCACUCCACGGCUGCAGGAAAGCAAAUGGCAGCAGCAGCAGCAGCAGCAUAGCCCUGGAUGGAAACACUACCCUGGUGCUGGGCAACGGGACGGCCAGCCGGGCCUCUUCCAGAGUGACAGGCCAGCCCAACACGGCACUGCUCUCACUGGUGCUCAUGGCGGGCACGUUCUUCAUCGCCUUCUUCCUGCGCAAGUUCAAGAACAGCCGCUUCUUCCCCGGCCGGGUUCGGCGGGUGAUUGGCGACUUUGGGGUGCCCAUUGCCAUCCUCAUCAUGGUGCUGGUGGACUAUAGCAUCCAGGACACCUACACUCAGAAGCUUUCGGUGCCCCACGGCUUCUCUGUCACAGACCCUCAGAAGCGGGGCUGGGUGAUCAACCCGCUGGGCGAGAGCCAACCCUUCCCUGUCUGGAUGAUGGUGGCUAGUGGCCUUCCUGCCGUGCUGGUCUUCAUUCUCAUCUUCAUGGAAACGCAGAUCACAACGCUGAUCAUCAGCAAGAAGGAGCGGAAGCUGCAGAAGGGCUCCGGCUUCCACCUUGACCUGCUGCUCAUCGUGGCCAUGGGGGGCUUCUGCGCUCUCUUUGGGCUGCCCUGGUUGGCGGCCGCCACAGUCCGCUCGGUCACUCAUGCCAACUCCCUCACGGUCAUGAGCAAGGCUGUGGCACCUGGGGACAAGCCCAAAAUCCAGGAGGUGAAGGAGCAGCGGGUGACCGGGCUGCUGGUGGCCGUUUUCGUGGGCUUGUCCAUCGUGAUCGGGGACCUUCUGCGCAAGAUCCCCCUGGCUGUCCUGUUUGGGAUCUUCCUCUACAUGGGCGUCACCUCCCUGAAUGGGAUCCAGUUCUACGAGCGCCUCCACCUGCUCCUCAUGCCCCCCAAGCACCACCCCGAUGUGCCCUACGUCAAGAAGGUGCGGACCCUGCGCAUGCACCUCUUCACCCUCUUGCAGCUGGGCUGCCUGGCCGUCCUCUGGGCAGUCAUGUCGACCGUCGCCUCGCUGGCCUUCCCCUUCAUCCUCAUCCUCACCGUGCCACUCCGGAUGUGCCUGCUCAGCCGCAUCUUCACGGAGCGAGAGAUGAAGUGUCUGGAUGCGGCCGAGGCUGAGCCGAUCUUGGACGAGCGGGAAGGUGUAGACGAAUACAACGAGAUGCCCAUGCCUGUCUGAGGGCUUGUUUCCUGUGUUCCUGCUACAAAGUCAUGUCCGUAACCCAUUGCAGCCCCCACAAGCCUGAUCCAGCAGGCCCUUAUAUUCUCUCCUGUUGCAUACAUGCGCCACCCAAGACAGCCUCGGAGGGGGGCCACCCACAACAUACCAAUACACGCAAGAGUGACGCAUGGUGGUGCCAACACCAGAUGCCAGCCAAGAGGGUUCAGCCUUUAAGAUGAGUGCAAGUGGAGCGUUUUGGCCAUGCUCAGGGACUGCCCAUUCAUUCAUCCAAAAGUUGGAUGGAGUAACAGCCAACAAAAGUAGCCCCUGGAGUCCUUUCAUCUCAGAGAUGCUAUCCUGAGAUCUCCACCGUGAUGUGGCCUGAAACCAGCAGAGGGCCAGGAAGGCCCAGGGCUGGGACUCUUGGCCAUGGACUCCCUGUCGUUUAAGCCACAGGGUGAGGGGCCUGCAGCGUCCUCAGAAAAGGGAAGGGUGGCUGGCGCCCAGCCCGCCAGCCCCAGCUCGCCAUCUGCGCUCGCAUGCAGGAGGGAUGGCGCCUCCAUGGCCAGGAGAGGCUGAGCAGUCAAGAGGCUCCUUUGAGCCACCGGAGAAAAAAGAAAACGCACUUGACUCUCUCCCCCCAACCCCCAAGUCCGUGGCUAAAGGUCAGAGACACGUCCCACCAGCUCGUGGUGCAGGAAAAGCAUAGCGGGCACCUGUGGAUCUCCCCCUUCCUGUGGCCCAUCAUGCGCCGCCCCUUCAGUGCUGGAAACCCGUGGAGAGCCGCUGGCUCCUGCCCUCCUCCAAUGGCUCCUGCCCAGGCUUGGCCUUGUGGGCCGGGAAGCAAAAGCGGCUCCUGGCCCUGCCAGUGCUGUAGCUGGGGGGAGCUGUCCAGAGGUGUCGGUGGAGUGCCCAUGGAGGAGGUGCCUGGCGAGAGCUCCUCGCUUAGGCUACAGGAACCAUGGGGGGGGAGGACACUUGUUACCCUGGGGCUGCCUGGCUUCAAGUUCUGCCUCUCGGGGGGGGUGCACCAUUGGAAGGUCCUCUUGGGAUGCGCCUGAGUGGGAGGACUGUGACCCAGAGCAGGAGUCUGCACACAGAGAGAAGGUUUUGGGGGGAGGGGAGUGACCAAAGAUGUUUCACACGUGCUCAGCUGUACUCUUCUCCAGGCAGACUGCAAUUAUUGGGGGGGGGGGGAUAAGCAGAGAACGGGUCCCAAGCAUUACACAAUAUUACAGAACUAAAGCCCAAUUAAUCUGAAUGAGUUCUAAAACAGAAUUUGGAAAGACCUGAAGUUCUGUUGAAGCCAAAAACAAAAAUCCAAGUGGAAACAUCUCAAAAGUUUUUUCAACAGCCUAAAGCAGUUGAACUGAGGUAUUUCAUGGGGGGGGGGGAGAUUAAAUAAGGCACACUUAAAGCAUUGGAAAUUAAUUUUGUUGGAAUUCUAAUAACUGUUUAAAGGCUCAACAACUUGACAGGCUGCAUUUCUCUUUUACUGCUUUACAUUUAAAGGGAGGGAAAGACUAUUAAACACAAACAUUUUAGCAUGAAAAGUGAAUUACAAUAUUGAAACUUGCCAGUGACUGCAACUGCAUCCAUUUGCUAUGUUAUAAAUUACACUGUAUGAAAUAUUUUUAGAAAAGGAAGAAUUUUCACCCCAUAUCAUUGCUGUCCCUAAACACCAGGAAUUGCAGAGAAACAUUUUUGUGUCUUGUUUGACAGCUUCCAGCUCCCCUCCCCCCCAAAAAAUAAAUAAAUUGAGACUUAAUGCUCCUUUGCUCUGAUACAGCAGAGCUAUCCUGGGGCUGAGUUCUGCCUAAAGGCAGCCCUGCUGCCCCACAUCCUGACCCUUCUCUGGCUGGAGCCCCCUUCCCCAUCCAGCAGGCAAUGAGUGGCCGGAUCCAAAGGCCAGCCCCUCCAUCCUCCCCUCUGGCAGGCCUCUGGCUCUCCCUCACUUACGCAAUACCCAAGGGCAGCACCUCAUCUUGCCAGCUGCCGUAGUGCCUCUCCCCUGAAACCUUUGUAGCUGGAGAGGCAAGAGGUGGUUGGGGGUAGCCAGAGUGGCAAGGCCCAAAAGCCAGCAACUGCACACAGGCACCCACAGCUUAAAGCCUCCUCCUGUUGCUCCUAGCUCAAGGGUGGGUCAUGGCCUGAGGGAAGGGUUCCUUCACCCCAGUUACUGCAUCUAAAGCAUCCCCACCAGAGACCAACAUUAGCCCAACGCUCCCUUCCAAACCAAAAUUGAUUAUUUAUCAAAAGUAUUUUCCUACCCUGCCUCAGUCAUGUAACUCCCUGGCAGAAGAACCAUCUGCUGUGUGUCCGUCUCCUUUCCACAAAAACACUUUUGUUCCUUGCCCUGUUCUCUGAGGAGCAUGUCAAGUCCACUUCGUUCUUACAGCCUCCAAAAGCUACACACCCACCCACCGACCUCCCCACCCGCAGUGCAGGCAGUCCAAACUUCCCCUUUAGGCUAGGCCUGCCUACUUCCUUCCACUCUUGCCAAUCUGCAAAUGAAUGCGGACGCCCCUCCCAGACACUCUCUGCCCAGCCCCCCCCCCAGGCUCUGACCUGUUUGCAACUGGCUUUGUUUGCCAUGAGCAUGCCACCCAAAUGCACACGCAGUGGCAGGGUUCAAGGAGGGGGCCCGUACUCAAGGGCCUCCAGCGCUAGAGCCGAAGGGAGAGGUACCACCUCAUGAUCCACCCACAGAGGUUGCCUGGGAGGCUCUCCAAGGACAGUCUUAGUCUUUGCUGCUGCAGCACCUACCUCAGAGCUUGGAGCCACUGAGGUAGCCAUUCUGAGGACCAGGGAGAGCUCCCCAAAUGCAACAGCAACAAAUAAGCUAAACAGGCA
Molecule: messenger RNA, 7115 nt
Organism: Rhineura floridana
Lineage: Eukaryota; Metazoa; Chordata; Lepidosauria; Squamata; Rhineuridae
Gene: SLC4A2
Product: solute carrier family 4 member 2
Exons: 25
Coding region: 546-4280 (1244 amino acids)
Biological process (GO): regulation of intracellular pH; monoatomic anion transport; transmembrane transport
Cellular component (GO): basolateral plasma membrane; apical plasma membrane; plasma membrane
Molecular function (GO): monoatomic anion transmembrane transporter activity; solute:inorganic anion antiporter activity
Source: RefSeq, a predicted model, not a curated record